AUGCUGGUGCUGCUGCCGCCGCUGCUGCUCGGGCCCGCGCCGGCGGCCGGCCACGGCGGCAAGUACUCGCGGGAGAAGAACGAGCCCGCGCCGCCGCCGAAGCGCGAGUCGGAGGAGUUCCGGAUGGAGAAGCUGAACCAGCUGUGGGAGAAGGCCCGGCGGGUGAGCGGACCGGGUCUCGGGGAGCCGGGUCUCCACGCCGACCUGAAGAUGCAGGAGCGGGACGAGCUCGGCUGGAAGAAACUGAAGGUCGAAGGGCUGGACGAGGACGGAGAGAAGGAGGCCAGGCUCAUCCGCAAUCUCAACGGUAGCUUUGUGUUUAACGUCACGGGAGGCGGCACAGGCCGCUCGUUCGCAGUCGAAAUCCACAAAAACGUCAUCAGCCCCUCGGACAUGAGCCACAUCAAGGAGGAGGUCCUGCAGAGCCGGCACGCAGAGCUGAAGGACCGGCUUCGCGCCAUCAACCAGGGCUUCGACCGCCUGCGGAAAGUCAGCCACCAGGGCUACGACGCCGAGAGCGAGUUUGAGGAGCCCCGAGUGAUCGAGCUGUGGGAUUUGGCCAAGUCUGCGAACUUCACCAAGAAGGAGCUGGAAGCGUUCCGGGAGGAGCUGCGGCACUUCGAGGCCAAGGUCGAGAAGCACCAGCACUACCAGAAGCAGCUGGAGCUCUCCCACCAGAAGCUGCGGCACGUGGAGGGCGGCGGGGACCGGGAGCUGCUGACCCGCAGCCGCGAGAAGUACGCGCUGCUGGAGGAGAAGGCCAAGGAGCUGGGCUACAAGGUGAAGAAGCACCUCCAGGACUUGGCCGGCAGGGUCUCGAGGAGUCGGCACAACGAGCUGUGA
This is a messenger RNA of Orycteropus afer afer, 843 nucleotides long. NCBI's taxonomy places the organism in Eukaryota, Metazoa, Chordata, Mammalia, Tubulidentata, Orycteropodidae. The record is from RefSeq and is a predicted model, not a curated record.